Molecule: messenger RNA, 8268 nt
Organism: Amoebophrya sp. A120
Lineage: Eukaryota; Dinophyceae; Syndiniales; Amoebophryaceae
Source: the annotation of a GenBank genome assembly
CUCAAACUCGACCUUGGUUUUGAAACUCAAGCUCGAGCUCGAUUCUGAAACUUAGACUCAAUGUUAGAACUCUAUCUCUAACUGGCAUUUUAAUCCAUGGUAGUUAUCUUCUAUACAAGGACAAAACUACUGUACUUGGCUAUCUUUUCUUGUAUACGCAAUAUUCAAUCUCAACAUGGCACCAAGACGAAGUAAAGAACAUGGCUUCGUCGGACAAAAGGAUUCCGAGUCAACAAGAAGCUCUUCAGCCGCUUGCGCCACUGCUAUCACUGCGCCAGGCGACACAGUUCUGGUCUACAAGGACGCUGCACGAGUGCCGCUGAGCUUUCUUGCGCAGCGCUUGGGGACGAGACACGACGAUGCCCAAGCCACAGCCUUUGCGCACCUGUCAGAAAUUCUUGAUGCGUUCUUCACUACAAGAGAGGGACACUGCCCCGCUUUCUUGCUGGUGUCGCUGCGAUUACUGGAAGAAAAAACGCGGACGACCCUGAAAGGCGUGAGGCUCUCGACCACGUCGAUCAGUUUUGAACACCCACACGCUGACGUAAAACAGUUUCGAUGCUGGGUAUCCUGUGCAAGAGUAUCUUCGCACUUGACGUACAAAUUGCUUUUGCUGCAGUACUGCAUCAUGACAAAAAUUAAAAUUUCCUUUCACUUUAUAGUUUUAGUCGAGUCAGCAUUACUUUUACUACAUAUGAUCUUUGUCCUGGAAAUUUGCGAGUUCUACCAGUCAGUGCGAUACUUUUGCAAUGCAUACUGGGACCGUCUGAACAAGUUGGGAGAUCAUGGUAGCGUUAAAUAAUUACUCAUCGAAUAAUUGUCUUUAUCAUGUCGCAUAGGACUAGUCGAUUCUGAUUGUUCAAACCCGUCUUUAUAGAGUUCUUGUUAGUAGGCUACGGCUACCUAGGUCUUGACUCAAAUCAAGAGAUAUUAAUAUCCACUUCGCCUUCCUCCACUUCAUAUGUGGAUGCGCAUGUGGCUGCCAACUCCCAUGCCAGCAGUGCAGUUGGGAUUGAAAAGUGCUACCAAAAGCAGGAAAUUGUGUCUGCGGCUGAAAAAUUCAAAAGCUCACCCUUGCGGCGGCGCGAGGCCGCCGGUAUUUCUGCCAUUGGAAGCGAGACUGUUUCCCGAAAUGUUGCGGAGUUGCGGCUUCCCCUGUUGAAGCAGGACACUUCGUCAUCGCGGGGGGGUGGCUAAGGGUAUUGAGGGCCUAAGUGAAAGAGAACAACAGAGAUUUCCAGACAUUCGCUGCCAUAAUCGGCUCUGUCGAUUGGCUGGCGCCUUUAAGGUGGAAUCUAAUAUAAUAUAUGUAACUCUCUUGCGUUUCUCAUUCUUUGCUACCUUUCAUCUCUGGACCCCUGAAGCAAGUCAAAAAGGGCAGCCCCGGACUCCGGGCCGGGCCUUCCCGUCUACGGCCAGGGGGGUCACAGAGUUGGGCAAUUGGGGGAGGGUUCAGAAAAAUUUCCGCAGAGGCCCAAACCCGAUUGGUACUGCGGAAAUUUGUCUGCGGUUCCAGCAGGGGGGGGUCCUGACCGACCCCGCUCUGGUGGGCGGGGGUGCAGACAAAUUUCCGCAGAACAGUCGACUUACCGUGGUCAGCCGGAAUUCUCAGCACUAAGAGGUCAGAGCAGCUGGAACAGCCGAGGUUUGGAGGGCCGGGCCUCCCGGGGCAGGAAAGUAGAUGAAAUGCGAGAAGCGGACCAUGGCCAGCUCCCGCGGACGAGUUGCUUUCCGCGGGUGGGUCCCCUGCUCAGCCCCACCGCAACCUCCGAGGCCGCCUGGAUUUGGACAACCCAAAUUGUUUUGCCGUUACGCCCAAAAACAAAAUUCUUGAACUUUUCAGCCGCGGACAAAACUCACGCUGGUAAAGUCGUUCACCUAAUGAAAAUGAUCAAGCUUUAAUCUAUCUUUCCCUCGUCCACCCUUUGUCAGUCUUUUCAACAAGAACUGUGGGACAUUGAAUUAGUGACUAAGUACUUUUGUUCUUCAGGCGGAAUUCUGUCGCUUGAGAGCGAGUGCCUGGCGCUGGCCCGUGCAUUGGAAUUUUGCGGUAUCAGUCUCGUCGAGGUCAAGGCAGUAUUGGAUAUCGUCGCCGAUCUUCUCGGGGAAGAGCAGCUGACAGGUAAGUUAUAUAGGUGCAUCAUGCUUCCUCUUAUGGUUAUGAAAGAAUGACAGGAGUUCGAGGCCAUGAAUAUCGCACAAAAUUGAAAUAAAAGUUACGAUCACAUCGAAUCACCAGAUCAAUCUAGUUGUAGCACUUAGUUAGAAGUUCGACUUCUAUGAAGAAGAAAAAAUAAAAUUAGUUUGUGCGGCUCGCGACCAGCACGAUGUACAGGUGCUGCAACGUUUAGUGAAUGGACGCAGCAACACCCAGUGCCACUGAUCUUUGGCAUAGGCAGACCAAUGCAAAGGCACUAGUACUUGCCGAACAAUCUGAAGUCAAUUGAUUAGCUGCAUGAGCAUGAUGGAAGAUGAAGAACCCUCAGCGUUGACACAAAUAUUAAUGACGAUGGGACAUUUCAAAUAUCGUGAAAUCGGAGCUAAUGCUAAUAUGAUGUGUAAAUACUUAAGCGCAACAUCAAGAUCAAGUUCUUCAAUUUUAAUAAUGAGCAAAAAGAAAAAGCCUUAUACAGAAAAACAAGAAAUAAAGAAGAAUCUGAAGGCGACUAAAAAGAUUUGACAAAAGGGUGCUAUUUGCUAACGUAUAAUUUAAAACGGUACUAGAAUGGAUGACUGAAAGCAACAAACUUAAACUGCAGGAUCGUCGCUGGCGGAUCGGUUGCAACUUCCCGCACGGACAGUAGCAGACUUCGUCAGUAGUAAAGACAGAAGGAUGCUGUUUGCGAAACUGCUUUACGACGGGCUAGUGCGUUGCAUCGUCAGCGCGUUGAACGACGAACUGAAGUGCAGUCUUGCGUCGAAGGAGCAGGAAUAUGCAACCGGGCAUGGCCAUGGCGGCCGAAACUCGGCUGUCUAUUCGACUAAAUGUGUCCACCUCGUACAACUCGCAUCGGAGUUCGGUAACGAACGCAAAGUGUCAUCCUCAUCGUCGUCCGAUUCAAUCCAGGGAGCGUCUUCGUGGGAGAGUUUCCAAAGUCUGUGGAUGCAGUCGGCGCUCUUGAGCCGUGCGAGGACGAGCAAUGAUCAUGAUCAUCAACAUGAACAUUAUUUGCCCACUGCUGUCGUAUCAACUAGGAAAGUGUUCUUCGGCUUUGGAAGAAUUUGCCAUGCACCUCUUUUUUUCCGUGUGUUGCGUCAUGUGUGUCCAUGCAGAUGACAAGGUGUGGAAUAUAGGACAUGGCAUUGCUGGUCAUCAUAAAAAUUUUCAUACGCUAUUUAUCAUGUCUAUGAAGGCUCAUGCAUGAUAUUCGGUUUCGGAGCUGUCAUGAUCUCAACUUGACCUAAACCACGAGGAGUGGACAAGUUCGUUGCGGUGGUCGUGCACAAGGACACAUUUUUGUACGUGUGUGAUUGACCUCCCACAGAGAAAAUGACACCAGGUUGCGCCUGCACACGAAGUUAGUUUGAGUUUUUUUUCCAGCCCGAGACAUAUUUGCAGUGCAUACGAAGACACUCUCUACAACGCUAGUGCUACGGAGAACGUGGAACUGCAGCUCGGAUGUGAUGCGUUGGCGAAUUUUUUUGCUAGUUGCGACCCAGAGCGGAGUAGUGUUUUAGUGGAUUGCUUGUACCGGCGAGACCGAUCCGAAAAAAGCUUCUCUCCUUUCGUGCUCCUGCAAGGCGGAUUAGGCACAGAAAGAAACCUCCCAUCCGCAUCCAAUUUGUCAACGCGCGAAACAUGCGUAAUCUUCUGCGGUUGUCAUGCAAAAAAUGAAUGUGGAUGGGUUUUCUAUUUUUUCUGUGGAUACAGACAACGGUUACAGCAUAGAGGCCACGCCUUUGACGUGUCAGGUUCAUGGACAGCCUCGUUCUUUCCGCACACUCUGGCUGUGCAGACCUUUAGCGGGGAGAUGUUGUCCACGGCUUCGGCCGCGGAAUUAUCGGAGGAUUCGCUGCAACUACUGCACAGCAUCGCGUUUUCGCACCUGCGCGUGGAGCGAAAUCCUUUUGCGGACAUGCUAACGCUUCGAGAGGACCUCGAAAACAUCCUGCGAACUUCCAUGCGUGUUUACGUUGUGGCCUCAUCGAAGAACAGUCCAGCUACGCCUUCUCAACAGCGCGCUCAUGUGUUGGCUGCGGGCAGCACAGCUACAACACGAGGUGGCAGUGGGAGUUGUACUGCUACUGGCGCCGCAGCGUCGAGCUCGAGGGCGAGCGGCGAUGACAACAGGUUGAAGUUCGUUGUGUCGGGAAGAACAGAGAACUUGAAGCAUUUGGCGGUUUCCACCCGGCCAACUGCAGGCUUCCGCGCCCCCGGCACCGGUGGCGGAGCUACGCGAGGAGCAGCAGCCCCAGAGUCAUCCUCUUCGCAAUCCGGCAUCGCUUGUCGUUUCCGACAAGACGAAGCGGACGAGGGCUUGCGAGAUACUAGUGAUGAGCUGUCUGCGAGUCAGCAUUUUCAGGUUCGGGAUGAUGAUCUCUUUACGGGGUACGUGUCCUCAACCGGCGCCACGCAGAGCAGUUACGGAGGCAGGAGAAUAAUGUUGACAGGAACGUCCUCCUCCGCUUCUUCUUCUUUAACGAUCAGCAAGAAGAAUCCGACGAAACAAUUUCUGUUCUACGAAGAGGCGGGUGCGGGCGACUCUGUGGCGGGAGGAGGUGGCGCUACAACUGGCUCCUCGAGUGCUGCGAAUAAAGGAAACAACGCUUCUCCUGGGGCUCCUACGACGGGGGGACCAAAUAAAGUCACAACGCCACCGAAAAGCGCUGGGGCUACUUCUUCGGCAGCCGCCACCGCUGCCUCGGCAACGACCUCGACCACCGCGCCUGCUGGUGGUUUUUCGGGGUUUCACAACUUGACGCCGGAGGGUCAGGAAAUCGUGGCUGCGCAAAUCAAGAAAAUCAUGGGUGGCGCCGCGGAGGGGGUGGUGACGACGGGGUCGUCCGCUACUUCAUCUUCUGGAACCAAGAAAAACGCCGAUGCGCUGUCCGUCAAGAUGGACCGCGUGCUAGUGGACGAGGCAGGGCAGAACAGUCGCGGGCCCAGCCCCUUUAUGGAGCUGGUCGGCCUCGGGCCGGAAUCGCGGGAGGAAAGCUAUAGAGAGCUGUGCGUGAACAAGAAGGCCGACAUAUUGAGAGGAAAAACGUCCCCGUCCCAGAGUCAAGAUCAAGCUGGGAAAUCUGCUACACAAUUCCCACAGCUUCGGCUGUUGCGCGUGACAAGUUUUGUUUCGUAGUGUGGUCCUGUUUCAGCAGCGUCAUAGAUCCAGCCUAUUGUGCUGGUUGGAGCAUUUGAAAUUCCAAAACACAGCUAGAAAAUAGAUACUUCCUAAUAUGAGGCUCCGCGUGAUAACAAGUAGCUAUAUAUAAGCAUUUUGAUCAUGUAGAUUUGCAUGACAACUAUUGGGCGGGGGCGUUUUUACAUAGGACGCGACAUCUUUGACGCGGUAGCCGCCGGCGAUGCGCCGGCGGUGCAGCGCAAUCUGCAAAUCUUCUGGCCCUUGUUUGAUAAGUAUCUCAGUGGCAGUGUACUACACCUCCCCUCGGUUUCCUCUGUCUUUUUGUUUUGCCUCUCAGUUGCUAAAAAUUAUACGAUGAAAUAGAAUCCAAGAAAUCUUCCGGUGCUUGUACUUGUAGAUAUUAUAUAUGAAUAUAAUAAUGACGAUGCUCCCUUGGCGCUUUGCAUCCGCCCCAGUCGUGUUUGCGUUGUAACAGGUUGCCUUAUAGGAGCAUGACUUGAGUUCAGUGCGAAACUGUAAUCGAUGCAAGGAUGGAUUGUUUUGCAUUCGGAUUUGCUAAAAGUUGUCGCCGUAAUGAUUACUGAGGAUGCGGAAACCGCCCUCAUUAACAGAAGGAAAUGGAGGGGGGGGGGGGGUUGUGCACGCCUAUAACAGUGCCUAUGUGGAGUUUGUGCAGAACUGGCUGAAAGCCAAGGGACACGUGGCGGACCUCGAUAUAGCGUUCUCAAGCGUCACAUUCUCAGCUAUUGCGUGAAUUUGUGAUGCGUAUGCAUAUGCAACAAGAACAACAGCCUUGCCUUUGCGCUUCAUCUUGCGUUGCAGAUGUGGUGCGGAUUUGCAUACUCAUGCUAUUUAUAAUUAAUGCGCCGAGAGCUUGUCAUGCGAAAAAGCUUGAUGUUGAUCAUGAUGCGCAGUGAGUACUGCGCAUCACGAUCAUCGUGAUGUCAUCGAAAGUUGUGCUUCCUCGCCCACCCCCCGGGGAGGGGAUCCUUGACCUGUGGCGCUGGGAGCGGGUGUCCACUACAUGAUGACGAUGAUGAUGAUGAUGAUGCAGUGAGUGUGAUAGUUUGGAUAAAUUGAAACUCGUCAUGUAACAGCUGAAAACGUAAGUAACGCUUGAGACUCCCAUACUGCAGGCGUCGCCUUUGCAGAAUCUCGCGAAGCUGUCCCUGGACCGAAUCCACCAGAUCGUGUCUGAUUGCACCUUCGGGAACGCACUUCAGGACGCACAAACAAUAUGUACCUGUCAGGUGGGAAGUUGUCAUGAAGAUGAAAUUACUUACUUUUGAGUACCAGUACGCUACUAGGGCUAGUAACCACGACCACGACGUGCUCGUGGUUGCGGUCGGCUUACUUAGUACCGUAGCAAAUCGCUUCCGUGUUUUUUGGGCGAUUCCCCACGUGGCGCAACCAUAUGCCAAGGUGGCAGAGCUGAAACAGAAAGCCAAGGAGGUGCGGUACCGCGGGCCGACCAACCGUCCGGGUGAGGCUGCUCAAAGCGGCGGGAAAUACGAUGACGCUGGGCUGGCUGCCAGAGGUUCAUGAUAUAAUUUGUUGAUGAUGUUGGAUGCCUCCGUUUGGUGGUCUUGUUGGGAUAAGAAUAAUAAUGCGCUCAAAACGUAAUCUCAAUCUCUAUGUUUAUAUAGCGCAAGCGUUUGCAAAGAACUACUUUUAGUACAUCCUCGUCCAACUCCAAGGACGCCAACACUGCGACUUCGAAUACUUAUGCGUAGAUACAUGAGACUGAUCAAAGAAAGAAAAAUGAAUCGCAACAGCACGCGGCAUGAGCGACAGCAUGGUGGGUGUAGACGUUCCUGUGAUUUACAUUCCGAAGGAUUUCGACUUUCUGCCGAUCAGGGAGCGGCAACUCAUCCUCCAUCAACAAGGAGUUUUGGACAAUGAAGUCCUCAAAAACCCCCGGCUCCAAACGCUGGCAUCGAGUAUCAGGCAGCGUUACAUCGUCUAUUUUUAUCCGCGUUCAGAAGUUGCGCUUGCCUCAUCUCGUUAUUCUACAGCAUUUCAUAUUUCUCUGCUGUAUGCGGUUUAAGAUCAAGAAUAAGAUUACUUUUGCUGAUGAUAUUCAUCUCCGUAGCUGCAUCGAAUCAACAAAAAUAAAAAACACAAAACUAAGCUACAAGAUACAAAAAUCGAAUAAAGCUGAUUGCGAUUUUUACAAUGUCUAUCAAACAGCGGAGGUGAGUGCGUACUAUGAUUUCCGGUCUGCCGAGGGGGAUGAGCACGGUGAUUUCCCGUGGACCGACGUGUAUUCGGCCGAUCCUUCGCAGCCCUUCAACGUCGGAGCGGAAAAAGUGAACGCGGGGAGCAAAGGCUACUUAGCGAGUUUCCAGGGAGAUGGCCCGACGGGUAGUUCCGCGGACGGGGCCGGCGGUAACGCAGCGACCAUGGCUGAACAAGGUGGCAGCACACCCUACACAGCCAAGAAUGGUGUCGCGCUGCAUCAAGCGCUAUCCGCAAUGUCUCUCGAACUGCGGAUGUGCCAGGAAACCUUGGCCGCCCACACCAGUGCCAACGAUAUGGCCGGGAAAAAGUCCGAAACAGCGUCCUACCAAACGCACAUUCUCCAGGAACUCACUGCGGAGAGAGACUACUGGAAAAAGGAAUGCGUCAUCCUGUGGGAGCAGGUGCGGCGCUUGGAGGACGAUUUGCGCGCGUGGGACCAGGAAGGCGCGUACUUACUUCAACUUGCUCAUGCACUUUUAUCUAACAAGCAUGAAUCAUGCGCUUUUCCUUUUUAUUGCCUCCAUAGUGGAAGGACACAUAUUAAAAUUUAUUCUGCAGGAAUUGGCAGCACCGAAAGCAGCAGAAGCCGAACGAAUUGGACCUGAACGCUGCAAUACGGGGGCAACAAGGCCAGCUCGGCGAGCAGGUAGACCUCCGUUUGGACCAGUCCAAGAAGCUCAUGGAGGAGCUCCGAAAACACAUUGAGGAAGCGGAACAGUCAGCCUAA